Messenger RNA from Gekko japonicus, 1873 nucleotides. RefSeq names its product mucolipin 3 (gene MCOLN3). The transcript is spliced from 14 exons. Gene Ontology annotation, molecular function: NAADP-sensitive calcium-release channel activity. The record is from RefSeq and is a predicted model, not a curated record. Gene Ontology annotation, cellular component: lysosomal membrane; plasma membrane. Bases 21 to 1712 code for a protein of 563 amino acids. Lineage: Eukaryota; Metazoa; Chordata; Lepidosauria; Squamata; Gekkonidae.
AGGGCGAAAUAGGCUGCGAAAUGCACUGCUUCUCUCGUUAUCCUGCGAAAGCAAUGGAAAAUCCUGAGGUCAUUGUUAGCAGCUGCAGCUCACAUGACGAUGAAUACAGCUACAAAGGACAACCUUCAAUCUGUCAGGAAUUGCUUUUGGAAGACCAGCUGAGAAGGAAACUUAAAUUCUUCUUCAUGAACCCUUGUGAAAAAUUCUGGGCCCGAGGGCGAAAGCCCUGGAAACUUGGGAUUCAAGUUCUGAAAAUAGUGAUGGUUACCAUCCAGCUGGUAUUUUUUGGGUUAAGUAAUCAAAUGGUGGUUGCUUUUAAAGAAGAAAACACAGUGGCUUUUAAACAUCUCUUCCUGAAAGGCUACACGGACAGAAUGGACGACACCUAUGCAGUGUAUACACAAGUGGAUGUCUAUGAUCAGAUCUUCUUUGCAAUAAAUCGGUAUUUACAGCUGCGCAGCAUAUCUGUUGGAAAUCAUGCAUAUGAGAAGAAAGGAGCAGAAGAGACAGCCAUGGCAAUAUGCCAGUACUUCUACAAACGAGGCACCAUUUGCCCUGGAAAUGAUACUUUUGAUAUUGAUCCACAAAUUGAAACUGAAUGUUUUUAUGUGGAGCCAAUGCAGCCACUGGAUAAUGGGACACUGAGGAGGAGCGCUUUCAACUUCACUCUUGACUUCCAUAGACUUGUGACUGUGCAGCUCACGUUCAAACUGAAGGCCAUCAAUCUUCAGACGGUUCGUCACCACGAACUUCCAGAUUGCUAUGAUUUUACCCUGACAAUAGUGUUUGAUAACAAAGCACAUAGUGGAAGAAUUAAAAUAAGCCUCGACAAUGAUAUUGCAAUCAAGGAAUGUAAAGAAUGGCAUGUUUCUGGAUCAAUACAGAAGAAUACUCACUACAUGAUGAUCUUUGAUGCUUUUGUCAUAUUGACAUGUUCAGCAUCACUGGUUCUUUGCACACGAUCUGUGAUUAAAGGAAUUCGUCUACAAAGGGAAUUUGUGGCCUUUUCCCUGCAUCAUUAUAAUAAAGAAAUAUCUUUCAGCGAUCAGAUGGAAUUUGUCAAUGGAUGGUAUAUCAUGAUCAUUGUUAGUGAUGUCCUAACUAUAAUUGGUUCUACGCUGAAGAUGGAAAUACAGGCAAAGAGUCUAACAAGCUAUGAUGUCUGCAGUAUCCUUUUGGGCACCUCUACCAUGCUUGUGUGGCUUGGAGUGAUUCGCUACCUAGGUUUCUUUCAGAAAUAUAAUCUACUGAUUUUGACUCUACGUGCGGCACUGCCCAAUGUAAUUCGAUUCUGCUGUUGUGCUGCUAUGAUUUAUUUGGGCUAUUGUUUCUGUGGCUGGAUUGUGCUCGGUCCAUAUCAUGUUAAGUUCCGUUCUUUGAAUAUGGUUUCGGAAUGUCUCUUCUCUUUAAUAAAUGGUGAUGACAUGUUUGCUACGUUUGAAAAGAUGCAGCAGAAAAGCUAUUUGGUUUGGUUAUUCAGUCGGAUCUACCUCUACUCUUUCAUUAGUUUGUUUAUCUACAUGGUGCUGAGUCUCUUCAUUGCUCUUAUUACAGACACAUAUGAAACUGUUAAGCAUUACCAGCAAGAAGGCUUUCCAGAGACAGAACUCCAUGCAUUUAUAGCACAGUGCAAAGAUCUACCGAACUCAGGAAGGUACCGAUUAGAAGAAGAGAGCCCCAUAACACUCUUCUGUUGUUGUAAAAGGUCUUAAACAUAUUGACAAGAGUAUUUGGAAACUCCUGGAUUACACACUCAUUGCGAUUUCUGUACACAAUACACAAAACUCCACUGUAAUGUUCUUGCAGCAUUUAAAUGGUAAACUUUUAACCUAUGACUGUGUAACUUUUUUGAUAACUCUGAGUUCCAGUUAAU